AUGGCCACGCAAGUCUCGCGCAGUAUCCUCUUUACACAUACUCGCCCUCAGCAGGGGUUCCGGUUGCUGGAAUUGACCCCAGAGCUGGAAGAACUACUGACAUCGAAAGAUGCCCCAGCACUCGAACUCAAAUCUCCCUCAACAGCCCUCGCCCAAGCAGUAAUCGAUCCAAGCGCACAAGACUAUGUAAACCUCUGCACACCAACACAAACCUACCGAAUCCGCCAAGUCCAAUCCUCAAACUCAAUCCACAUCCUCCGCCCCAGCAAUGGCGAGAUCUCAAAAGCAGACAUAAAAGUCGUCGAAGAAGAAGCCGGCGAUGAAGGAACCCUAAACCUCCCCGACGAAGCAGUCACCACAAUCGCAAAAUGCUCCUCAACACUAGAACUGCACAUCCCACCCGGCGGAUUCUCCGCAAUCCCAUUCCUGGAAAAGAGCCUGCGGCUGUAUGACCGUCGCAGUGAUGACGACGGAGAUAUAGCUAUGGAUGAUUCUGCCGCGUCAAUGGACCCUCUGGAUGCUGCUGCUGUGCGAAAGAUUAGGGAGGGGGUUUGGGUGGAUAUACCUGUGUCGCGGGCGCAGUGUGAACUGGGCUGGAUGGAGCUUUGUGCGUUUGUGGAUGCUGGCGAAGAGGUCGGGUGUUGGCGGCCGUCGGCGCGCGCGCGGUUAGGUGUUUGGAGGCGGUUGGUUGAGGGGGCUGUUUUGCAGGGGAUUGAUCUUGAGAAACAGUUCCUUGUGGGGGAUUUAUGGAAGUCGGUUCUUGAUGAGGAUGAGGCGGCUGAGCCGCCGUUUCCGCGCGCGUUGCUUGAGGCUGUUGUUAGGCGGAUUUGUGUUGUUGAUGAGCGGCCUGCUUUGGCGGAUGAGGUCAAAUGGGCGAGCUUUGAUAAGGUUGAGUGUGCGCAGUGGGUUGGGGAGACUUAUUUAGCUGCUAUUGCGCCUGGGGCUUCGUCCGCUAUUGGGAGAAGCGACUUCCUUCGUGCGUGGAAGGAUUGUCUGCCUGAACCGUGGAGAGGAGAGGCCGUUUUGUCCAAGUUGACCAAUGGUUGCUACAAGAGCCCUGACCCUACGACUAUACACUUUGUCGAGCCCUCUCAGCGGGAGCAGAACAGCAAGGCUGCUCCUACUGGGCCAGCUGCAGCUGCAAAGGCUAAGAAUACCAGAAAUUGGCACGAGUUGCUUAAAGUCCGCCGCUGA
Molecule: messenger RNA, 1194 nt
Organism: Penicillium arizonense
Lineage: Eukaryota; Fungi; Ascomycota; Eurotiomycetes; Eurotiales; Aspergillaceae
Product: putative sister chromatid cohesion protein Dcc1
Exons: 4
Coding region: 1-1194 (397 amino acids)
Biological process (GO): mitotic sister chromatid cohesion; maintenance of mitotic sister chromatid cohesion
Cellular component (GO): Ctf18 RFC-like complex; chromosome, centromeric region; chromatin
Source: RefSeq, a predicted model, not a curated record